This is a messenger RNA of Mercurialis annua (annual mercury), 2947 nucleotides long. RefSeq names its product J domain-containing protein required for chloroplast accumulation response 1. NCBI's taxonomy places the organism in Eukaryota, Viridiplantae, Streptophyta, Magnoliopsida, Malpighiales, Euphorbiaceae. Gene Ontology annotation, molecular function: clathrin binding. Gene Ontology annotation, cellular component: intracellular membrane-bounded organelle; vesicle; cytoplasm. The coding region runs from base 447 to 2705 and encodes 752 amino acids. The record is from RefSeq and is a predicted model, not a curated record. The transcript has 9 exons. Gene Ontology annotation, biological process: clathrin coat disassembly; clathrin-dependent endocytosis.
ACCUUGUAUCACAAAAAAUCAAAAUUAACGGUCACCAAGAGAAAUGAAAUUCCGAAACAUUCCAGUUGAAGACAAAAUUUACAAAUUUCAUUUGGAAUUUAUUACUCUCCUUAUCCAUAAUCUACACAUACAGAGAUCUCUUAUGCUGUGUCCUCCAAUCCUCACUCAUCUACCCCAACCUUAGCCCCACCCCACCUCUCUCUGUUACUCCUACGUUAUUGUUUUAUUCUCUCAUCAUCCACAAAACCUCUCUUAUUAACUAUUAGAUUGCCAAAAUCCCAUUAACCUCUGCUAUUUCUCCUUCAUCAAGAGAUACCCACUAACCCAUUUUCAGGUUUCAAGAUCAUUAUUAGCUGCACAAAUAUUUCCCGCCAUUUUUUCUUUUCUUUUAUCUUUUGAAAAGAGAGGACGUUGGUUUCUUAUGUGUAUAUAAACAACAGUAAUAAAUGGAAACUUUUUCUCAGAGAGAAAGUAUCCUUUUAGGUUAUACUCCUCAAAGAACCUGUACAGAUAACCAUCCAAUUUCUUCUUCUUCAAAUAGUCCUGAUAUUGACUUCAAUGAUGUUUUUGGUGGACCUCCAAGAAGGUCUUCAGCUCAGGAGACAAGGUAUAGUUUUGCAGAAUCUGAUGCAGACUCGUAUGGUUUAACAAGUACUUCAAAUCAUCGCCAUACAUGGUCUGCUCUAAGCGAAAAGCCUGUGUUUGGAGAUGAAAGUGCUAACAGACAGCGAUAUCCAAGCCAUGAUUUUUUCGAUGAUAUUUUUAGAGGCAAUGAAUCUUCAAGUUUUUCUUCUAGAAAAAAUGAUUUAGAUUCAUUUUCUUUGAAUCCUGGUUCGAGAGCUUUAAGUCCUGUUCGUCCCUCGCCUCCGAGAGCUGCUGAGCCCUUUGCAAGUUCUUCACUUCCAGCACAAUUCAGCCUUCCUGCCCAAAUGAAUAAAGGGACAGACUUGCCGACAUUUGCAUCAAGUUCCCGUAAUCAUCACAAAAUGAAGGAUGCUACUUCAAAUGAUUUCAGCUUUUAUGUGCAGUCUCCUCUGUCCAGAUUUUCAAAUCAAGUUCAGGAAGAAUCAAGAAUUGAUGCUUGUGUGGAGAGUUCUUUGUCGACAGAGCUGUUUGUUGGCGGUUUAGAGUCAUCGGGACUAACUAAACCUGAUGAGAUGGAUAAAGGCAGCAAUUUGAAGAAGGAUUCGAAUACUCCUGAAGCUAAAAGCAAUAGCAAGCACUUCCAUUUCUCUAUUUAUAAAUGGGCAAGCAAAGGGGUGCCCAUAGCAUUGCCUCUUAGAGGAGGAAAUAGUUCAAAAUCGAAAGAGAGAAUGAAAUUCGAGAGAAGCUCGAGUGCUUCUCGUAUAGCAUGCGAAGGUAUGGCCAAGGAUUUGCCUAUAAUAACUUCACAGGAUACUGAAAAUGCCUUAUUCAGUAACAGCAUUUCUUCAGACACUAGGUCCUUUGAGAUUGAACUCGAUAAUAAAGAGAAUGAUUCCCUAUGCGGUACAGGCACUACUACUGGUAGAGUAGAACAAGGGCGGUCUGUUAGAGAGGCAGUUAUUCCUAAAUUUGAACCUCAAAAUCAAAUCGCAUAUCAAGAAAAUUUGCAAGAUAUUCCGGGUAACAUCAUUUUCCAGGAUUCAGGAGACAGAAAAACGGUUUCCGUUGCUGACACGCACAAGUUAAAAACCGUAGAGGAGACAAUUCCUGUGGUUAAAAAUGAAAAUCCUAAGGCUGAGUCGAAAACACUACGUUCUCUUAUAUCAGGAACUGAUGAGAUAACUAUCAAAAAGGAAUCAAAAGAAAUCAACGUGAAUGGCGUUAAAAAAUCAAGAGCCCUUUUAAAUAUCAGCGAGAAAGUAAAGAAACAAGAUGAGAAAAUAUCUACACUGAAUAGUAAAGAAACAGAUAAAAAGGACAAAUCGCCAGGUUCGGCCAGAAAUUCACAAGAUGGCCUCACAAAGAAUCGAGCUAGAGGAAAGGUCAAAGAAUUUGUUAAGAUUUUCAACCAUGAAUCUUCAAAUAAACCCACAAGGACCGUGGAUGCUCAAAAUCUGAGUUCUAGAUGGAAGGAGAAAGGAAAAUUCAUGGCAGAGGAUAUUCCAACUGUUAAAACACCGAAAGAAGAUGAGGAAGUGCACUUGUCUAAUGGAAACAAGAACAGAAAACCCGAUGCCUCUUUCAUCAGGGAAGAUGAAGUUCUUAAGCAGUUCGAUAAACAACAUUCUGAGCCAGCCAAUAAGGCAGCCUAUUUUUCUUCUGGACUCAAGGAUAGAACAUCAUCAAGUACAGCAUCUAUCCCUGACGGCCCGGAAGCAAUUGUUGGAGAUUCAGAUGAUUACUUCCAUGGGAAUAUUCUGAUUGAAGAACUGCCCCAAGAUGAAGAUGAACUGCUACAAGCUGUCCGUGACCAAGAAGAUUUCCAAGUCAUCGAUGCUAAAAUUCGAAAGUGGUCAAAUGGAAAGGAGGGGAACAUCCGUUCUCUGCUGUCAACUUUACAAUAUGUUCUUUGGCCUGAAAGUGGAUGGAAAGUGGUGCCACUGGUUGAUAUAAUAGAAGGAAAUGCAGUGAAAAGAUCAUAUCAAAAAGCUUUACUCAGUCUACACCCAGAUAAACUACAACAAAAAGGCGCUACCUCACAGCAAAAGUACAUGGCAGAGAGAGUUUUUGAUAUUCUUCAGGAAGCAUGGACUCAUUUCAACUCACUUGGUUCAGUGUGACCAAUAUGAAUGCUUAAUGGCAAUUGCAAUUUGAUGUAUUUUGGACGAAGACAGCUACCCAAUAUAGAAAUUAGAAGUUUCCUUUUUUUGUAAGAGAACUACAUUUUGGUUUGUACAUACCUCUUUCGUGUGGUGUUCUGCUUUGUGUUGGACAUACUUGUUUGCCUUCUAUGUGUUACCGUUACACUCAAGAUGAGUUUGGGUUCUAUUUCAAACUUAUAAAAAUCGUUGGGUUAUUACUA